Molecule: messenger RNA, 8002 nt
Organism: Coregonus clupeaformis (lake whitefish)
Lineage: Eukaryota; Metazoa; Chordata; Actinopteri; Salmoniformes; Salmonidae
Product: nuclear receptor coactivator 3
Exons: 22
Coding region: 400-5091 (1563 amino acids)
Biological process (GO): cellular response to hormone stimulus; positive regulation of transcription by RNA polymerase II
Cellular component (GO): nucleus
Molecular function (GO): protein dimerization activity; nuclear receptor binding
Source: RefSeq, a predicted model, not a curated record
CAUUUUUCUGCUCUAAUAUCGUCGCUGUCAGCCGUCUACAUUAGAGCUCGAGAUCUCCUCUUGGGGCAUACGUAGUUGUAGUCCAUAUUCGGGAGGUCUGCCCUAGCUAAAAGACCAGUGUUCGACGGGAAUAACUACUCUACCCAGAAACCCCAUCUCUCAGCCACAAACUGGCUUCUUGAGCUUCGGCAGUGUUUCACAUUUAAACAAACACAGUGCUGAAGAUGGCGGAGAGUUAAUAGCGAAAAGAAGAAGAUAUUGGUGCGCUCACAGAGAUACAUCUAUUUGACACCAGCGUAGAAGACCAGUAGAACAGUCCAGAAUAGGACCAUUGUCUCCAGGGGAGAAAUCGUCUCGUCCACUCCAGGCUCCGUCACAAGGUGCUGAUAUGUGUACACGAUGAGCGGACUGGGGGACAACUCCAUGGAGCCUCUGAGCUCGGAAAACCGAAAACGCAAGCUCUCCACCUGCGACACGCCUGGUCUUGGGUGUGAGCGAAGGCGGCGGGAGCAGGAGAGUAAAUACAUUGAGGAGCUGGCCGAACUGAUCUCUGCCAAUCUCAGUGACAUCGACAGCUUCAACGUCAAGCCAGACAAGUGUGCUAUCCUCAAGGAGACGGUGCGGCAGAUCAGACAGAUCAAGGAGCAGGGCAAAGCGUCCUCCAACGAUGACGAUGUCCAGAAGUCAGAUGUGUCCUCCACGGGACAGGGGGUCAUCGACAAGGACCACCUGGGACCGCUCCUGCUGCAGGCCCUGGAUGGCUUUUUAUUUGUGGUGAACCGGGAGGGCAGCAUAGUGUUUGUGUCUGACAACGUGACCCAGUACCUGCAGUACAAACAGGAGGAGCUCAUCAACACCUCCGUCUACAACAUCCUCCAUGAGGACGACAGGGAAGAGUUCCACAAGAACCUGCCCAAGACCAACGGGAAUGGGGUGUCCUGGGGGGGGGAGGCGCCCCGGCAGAAGAGCCACACCUUCACCUGCCGCAUGCUGGUUAAGUUUGUCCACACCCUUGGACCUGUAGAGGAGGGGCAUGGAGGACCGCGCUACGAGACCAUGCAAUGCUUCGCCCUGACCCAGCCCAAGGCCAUGAUAGAAGAGGGGGAAGACCUGCAGUCGUGUAUGAUCUGUGUGGCCCGUCGUGUGACUGCUGUGGAGAGAACAGAGAGCUUCAACACCCGACACGAGCUCUCAGGUAAGCUGAUCCAGAUAGACCAGAACUCGCUGCGUGCGUCCAUGCGUCCUGGCUGGGAGGACCUGCUGAGGCGCUGUAUCCAGAUGUUUCUACAGCACAGUGACGGACAGCCCUGGUCCCACAAACGCCAUUACCACGAGGCCUUCCUGCAGGGUCACGCUGAGACCCCCCUGUACCACUUCUCCCUGUCGGACGGCACCCCUGUCACAGCCCAGACCAAGAGCAAGCUCUACCGCCACCCCAUGAGCAAUGAACCCCAGGGCUUCAUCUCCACUCACCUGCUACAGAGGGAGCAGAAUGGCUAUCGCUCUGCCCAGAGUGGGAGCAUGAUGCCAGGGCCUAUGAGGCCUCAGGGCAUGGGGGGCCCUAACCCCAACGCCCAGAUGAACAUGCCCCCUGGCGGAGGGAUGGGGAUGGGGGGUAUGAACCGGGGCUAUGGUCCCAUGAAUGAACAGAGCCACAUGGGACAGAUGGGAGGGGGCUCAAUGUACGGAGGAAAUGGAGGUGGAGGUGGCGGUGGCGGGGGAGGCAUGGGCAACAGAAUGAUGCAGAUGAAUCAGAUGAAUCAAAUGAACCAUAUGGGCCAGAUGAACCAAAUGAAUCAGAUGGGUCAUCAGAUGAACCACCCGGGUCCAGGGAACCACCCAGGCAUGCAGCACCCCCAGCACCCACAGCAGCCCCCCUUCCAGAGCAGUGGGGGGUACGGACUUGGGGGUAUGAACAGCCCCUUGGGGAGCCCCCGGAUGAGUGGCCCCCAGCAGGGGUUCCUGAUGUCCCCCCGAAAUCGAGGCAGCCCCAAGAUGGGCGCCAGUCAGUUCUCUCCUGGAGGCAUGCACUCCCCCAUGGGUCCUCAUGGAGGAGGUGGUGCGGGAGGAGGUGGCACCUCCUUCUCUAGCAGCUCCCUCAACGCCCUGCAGGCCAUCAGCGAGGGGGUCGGGAGCUCCCUCCCCUCGACCCUCGCCUCCACCUCCCCGGCCCACAAACCAGACAGCUCCCCCAGCAUCCACUCCUCCUCUCAUUCCUCCCAGCCCAGCCAGCCGGCCAAACCAGGCCCAGACGGCUCCAAAAGCCCACCUGGGCCCGGCGAGCACCACCACCCCCUCCACCAUCACCACCACCACCACCCACACACCCAGGCCGAGAGCUGCGUAGACAGGUUGGACAGCCAGGCCACGGCAGGCAGCAAGGAGCCUGGAGAGGGGGCCAGUGAGGCUGGGGUGGCCAGCUCAGAACCCACCCGGAGAGUCCCAGACAGUAAGGGCCAUAAGAAGCUGCUGCAGCUGCUUACCUCCCCAACUGAGGAGCUGGGGUUAGGGGGAACUGGUCCGGCCUUGCCCUCUAUACCUCCCCCACCAGGCAGAAGCAACACCCCAGCAGGGUCCGACACUAAGGACCCCACAGGAGGCAUGACCAGCCCUUCCUCUACCGGAGUCUCCUCCUCUUCCUCUGCCUCCACCAAUCAGGGCCAGGCGUCAGGCCCAGGUGGCGCGGCUCUGGCCAAUGCUCUCGCCUCGGCCCACUACACGGCGUCGCUGCAGGAGAAGCACAAGAUCCUCCACAAGCUGUUGCAGAACAGCAACACGCCCGACGAGGUGGCCAAGAUCACGGCCGAGGCCACUGGGAAGGUGACCCUGGGAGGCCAGGAGGUCCCAGGGGAGACGGGGGCUGGGGGAGGAGGAGCAGGAGGAGUGACCGAGCCCAAGCAGGAGCAGCACAGCCCCAAGAAGGAGAAGACCCACGCGCUCCUCCACUACCUCCUCAACAAGGACGACACUAAAGAGCCAGUGGACGUGAAGCCCAAGCCUGAGGAGCUGGAAGGAAAGGGGCCCCCAGGAGCCACUGCCGGCCCCCCAUCCAGAGGUCCUGGACCCACCCCUGAACACCCAGAGAGCAAGAUCAAGUCAGAGCCGCCUGAUGAGUUGGAGAACCUGGAGUCCAUCCUGGGAGGUCUGAGGGGUUCUGGCUCUGACUUCUACCCCGAGCAGGGAGGAGGAGGGGCUAACGAAGGAGGGAACAAGGCCCAGGGUUGCCUCGAUGACAACCUGCAAGGGAGUCCGGGGAUGGCCCCUGGCCCACAAGGGCCCUUCCAGAGGGCCAUGUCAGUGGACGCCAAGCCCCCCGGGGGUCCUGGAGGGGCGGGGAGGCGCCCCUUGCUCAUCAAACAGGAGAAUAUGUUAGGCAGCCCAGAUGGAUACCCAGAGAACAUGGGUGUGUGUCCGCGAGGCAUUGGAACAAGGCCGAUGAACAGGGGCAUGGGGGUUCCCCAGCGCUCUCCCAUGGGGGGGUCAGGGGAUUGGGGGAUGCCCCGCUCCAGCGCCAGCCCCGUGGGCUCAGCCGGUCACCCCUCUAUGAUCCGCCCUGGCAUGGACUACAACUCCAAAGGCAUGAUGGGAGGUCCCAUGAUGGGCAGGUCCAACAGUGUUCCUGGCACCAGAUCCAUGCUGCAGCAACAGUUGAUGGACUUGGGAUGUUCUGGUGAGAUGGGGAUGAGUCCGUUCAGUCAGCAGGGCCAGCCCAACCAAUCUCCCUCCUGGCCUGACAGUGUGAUGGGCAGGGAGGGCAACCACAACAGGCGUCAGUUUGGGAACGCCCUCGACGAGCUCCUUGCUCCGCCCACCACCAGCGAGGGCCAGAGUGACGAGCGGGCACUGCUGGACCAGCUGGACUCUCUGCUCAACAACACGGAUGGCAUCGCCCUGGAGGAGAUCGACCGAGCCCUGGGCAUCCCUGACUUGGUCAGCCAGGGCCAGGGGCCAGAGCAGCACGGUGAGCCCUUCCCUGGCCAGGACCCCUCCAUGGUGCUGGAGCAGAAGCCUCUGUACGGCCAGGGCUACCCCGGUCCCCCCUCCAUGGCCAUGCAGUCAGCCUACGGGGGGAGCCCCAUGCAGGGCCAGCCCCAGCAGGGGAGCUUCGGCCCCAUGCUCUCCCAGAUGGGCCAGGGGGGCAGCUUCGCGGGGAUGGGGGCGAUGGGGGGUAUGGGUCACCCCCGCGCCAACAUGAUGAGACCCAGGAUGAUGAGCGCCACCAAACCCAUGAGGCUCCAGCUGCAGCAGAGAUUACAGGGCCAGCAGUUUAUGAGUCAGACUCGGCAGGGGAUGGCCAUGAAGAUGGAGAACCCUGGAGCGGGCAACCCUGGCAUGAGGCCGGGAAUGCAGCCUGGCAUGGGGGCACAGCCUGGCUUCCUGAAUGCCCAGAUGAUGGCCCAGCGUAGCAGGGAGAUGGUGACCAUGCAGAUGAGGAGACAGAGGAUGAUGAUGCUAAUGCAGCAGCAACAGCAGCAGGCAGCAGCAGCCGCCGCCGGGGGGUUCAGCCCCCCUCCCAACGUCACCGCCCCCGCCGGCAUGGACACCCCCAUGGGAGGCCCCAACAUGGGCCAGCCGGGCCCCCAGCAGUUUGGCUACGGGGGAAACUACGGCAUGGCCCAGCAGGGUGACCCGUCGUUUGGCCCUGCGGGCGGCAGCCCCCCCAACACCAUGAUGCCAGGCCGCCUGGGUCCUCAGAAUCCCAUGAUGCAACAGCAUCCCCAGGGCGGACCCAUGUACCAGAGUGCCGAGAUGAAGGGCUGGUCGCAGGGAGGCAUGGCCCGCAACAGUGCGUACCCCCAGCAGCAGUUUGCCCAACAGGGUAACCCGGGGCAGCAGCAGUUUGCCCAACAGGGUAACCCGGGGCAGCAGCAGUUUGCCCAACAGGGUAACCCGGGGCAGCAGCAGUUUGCCCAACAGGGUAACCCGGGGCAGCAGCAGUUUGCCCAACAGGGUAAUCCGGGGCAGUACGGGGGCAUUAUGAUGAACGGGGGCAUGCCUGCCAACGGAGGAGGGGGCCAUAUGGGCCAGAUGGGGAUGAGCCCCAUGGGGAUGGGACGUAUGCCGAUGGGGCCUGAUCAGAAAUAUUGCUGAACCUGAGACAGAGGCGUGUGGUGUAACAGAAACAGACUCAAUGUGAUCCCUUUCAGAGAGAGGAGUGCAGUGCUGUGUGUGCAGGACCAGACGUGUGUGUGUAGUAUUCUACUCCCACCAGUUGGGGGUGCUGUUCCUCUGAACUCGAGGACAGUCUCACAAAACAAGACCGAGGACACUCUCUAUUCUACAAGCACUUACUUGAGACACGCCAUGACCCACACACACACACAAAAACAUUCAUGUAUGUAAAGCAGAGACACACUGUGACACACACACAAACUGACAGAAACACAACUGUUUAAUUCCUCCAUCAGUCUUUAGUGAUGUAGUUUCAUUAGUCCUCUCUCUGGGUUCUAUGUCUCUGUACUGGACACACGCCACUCGCUGGACCAAACAGACUGAAGCGGACACACACACCUAAUAAUGAUCUGGCUCUGACAGACAUGGACGGACGGACGGACGGACAGAUGGACAGACAUGAGAAGACAUCCUCUCGUGGGACGUAACUAGCAUCAUGCUGUGUUCACCCCUGGGUAUGGGAAUUCUCUCUCUGCUUCGGAACGCUGGAGGAAGACAGAAUUUCCCAAUUCUGGUCCUGGAGGGCCACUGUGUAUGCAGGCCUGGCAUCCCAUCCGGUCUCUGAAUCCACUCUUAAUGAAUGACAUAAUACAUAAGAUGUAGUCCAUUGCUGGAGAAGGUGGGAGUUGCUUGUAAUCACUGACACAGGGUCAGCUAUUUUCACAUCCCCCUAAUAGUUAAGAUUAGGGACCCUGAUCCUAGAUCUGUGGUCAUGGGCAACUUCUACCUCUAUAAGCUAAAUUACUAUACUGAUGAGCAGGCCUGUAGUCAAUGAACAACUCAGAAGUAAGUCAUUGAUAGUCAGCAUACAUACACAGUGAUCCUGCAGGAGACUGGGUUAAGGUAUGACAGAAAUAAAUACUAGUUGGUUGUGAUUGCACUUUACGGAAAGGCUGUCGUCAAAAGGAUUGUGGCAAUAUUUCUUGGUCAUAGAGGCCUUUACCCAAGAACGAAUGCAUAACAGAAAAUCAUGUUUUGUUUUUGUGUGUGUUGGAGGAUGGGGACUAUUUUGAUUGGAAAUGGAUUACCGUGACGAUCAUUAUUCUAAAUGAUUAACCAAUGGAAAGGCAGUAAGCACAGAUUGUUAUAGUGUUAAAGUGUUAUAGAACACUUUCUUCUGCAGUGUGUUGAUUAUGGGGAUGUUAGUGGAUUAAAAAGGUUCUGAUUAUUAAAGUAGAUCCUUAUAAUGUACUGACCUAUUUCAGAGGGCACAAUUACCCGCAUAUUUAUACAACUAUUCAUAAAUGUAAAUGAGCAUUUAAAAAAAAAAGUAUAUUGUAUUUUUGAGGAAUUCGUAAGAUUUACGUUCUUGGUUACCUCAUGGAACACUUGAUAGCAAUUUUUGCCAGUUAUUGAAUGAGUUAAUUCCUAAAGUAAUCCACACACUGUGAAAGGAAGGGUUUCCCCGAUUUUAGUGUACGUUUAUGCAGAUUUCUAGCAAUAAUCUUUUCUCUUGGUUCUCCUGUGAGGGCAAAGUGAAGCAUAAUUUACUCAAAGUCAAAGCGAUGGUACUCCAAUAUUAGGAUGCGACUCAUCUCGUUUGGAAUUUUUUAUUUUGUCUGUGAAUACAAAUUGUAUAUACGCUUCAAAUGUAUUAUAUAUAUAAAUAUAUGCUUUUGUAGGUCACAUACUGUUUUUGCACAGAUUGUAAGGCUUGAUAUUUAAAGUAUAAUUUUCUUAUUAUGUCGUAGGUCAAAACAGCUUUUAUUUUCAAUACUUCAACCAUGGGCGAAAAGGAAGGGGCUAUUUCUUUGAUCAAUACUGAAAUAUUUUGGCUCGAUUUCUCUCAGAAAGCUACAACUGCCACUUUUAUUCUCUUAGAAUGCACUUUUAUGCUGGGUUGUGGUGGUCAGUUUUACUGUAUGUGGGCUUUUGAGUUAGUCUUGAUCACUGCGGUUAGUUCUAUUUGUGGCUUUGCUUUUUCAAUAGGAAGAGUCAGCUCAUAUUGACUCCCUCUCUUUCUGUCUGGUCUUUUAAGGUUAUUUUGGGAUAUUUUACAUGGUUUUAUGUUGAACCUUGAUUUUGCCUUUACUUUGUAGUAUUUUCUGUGAAGCUUUGUGAGAAAUCGUUUAAUACAUGCUCAAUCCAAAGAUAUAUAUUUUUGUCAUUCUGCAGUGCUUAGAAACCGGUUGUAGAAGGUGCAAGUACUCUACUCGUGUGCAUUUCUUUGCUGCGUUUCUCUACAUAGAAUCUGUUUUUAUUUUUGUGUGUAUUCCCAUUCAUACACAACAUGGAGUUAACAUGGGUCUGAUUUUUGCUGAAGUGAUUUGAAUCUUGUUUGUAAUUGUUGAUUUUAAUUUUCUUGAUUUUAUCUCUUAUAAUGUAUGGCCAGUUCAAAGUUGUGGUGCUGGAAAUGGUUCUUUCAUGAGAUUGACCACUCAGAAAAUAAGCUCUUUUAAUGGCACGAACCUGAGGUAGAAGACUACCGUGUGACGAUAAGAGACUAUCCCAUGGACUCUAAACUAUUUAUAAUGGCUUCAAUGCUGAAGAUGGCUAUCUAUCUUUUAACACAAUGGAGAAUGUCUUUAAGCUGUUUUAUGGAAACUUCAUUACAUCAUGGAAUAGCCUAGAGUGAAUUUCUUGUUUGUCUUGAUGAAGUAUAUAAAAAAAUAUUUGCCUACUGAAUAUUCAAAAUAACUGUGCUUUUGCAACAACAAAAAAACAUCCUCUUGAUGUAUCUAUCCUUUGAUUAAAAUGAAAAGGGGGGGAAGAAAAUAUAACACAUGGGGGGGGGGGUAAUAAUUUCAGGAUGUAAAUUAAUGUCGCAUUUUUUCUUACUUGUUUCUUGAUGUUAAUAUUGAUGUAAAUACAAAUUUAUAUUUAAACAUUA